This is a messenger RNA of Quercus robur (English oak), 1381 nucleotides long. RefSeq names its product glycine-rich cell wall structural protein-like. The transcript is spliced from 2 exons. The record is from RefSeq and is a predicted model, not a curated record. The coding region runs from base 215 to 1276 and encodes 353 amino acids. NCBI's taxonomy places the organism in Eukaryota, Viridiplantae, Streptophyta, Magnoliopsida, Fagales, Fagaceae.
AUUGCGCCAUUUCAUUAAGCAUGGCUUAGUUGGCCACAAUCAAAUGUACAGAGAAGUGAAGAAAACUGAGAACACUUCAACUACAUGCAUUAAUGUUGUACUCCGUACUUGACAGUAUAAAAGCUACUGCAACCCAUUGCUAAUAUUAACAAUUAGCAAACCUCCUUUUUCUUGUACGUACUGGUAUUUGUUUCCUUUUAUUCUAAAAUAGAAGAUGGGGAGGUUUUCUAAGUACUGUGGUGUGUUUGGUGUGAUGUUGGUGUUGUUAGUGAUAGCUGCAGGGACAACAGAAUGUAGGAAAAUUGAAAAAGACACAUUUUCUGAUGGCAUAGGAGGUGGCUUGGGUGGUGGAGGAGGUGGUGGUGUUGGUGGUGGAGGAGGCGUUGGAGGUGAUGGAGGUGUUGGUGGAGGAUUUGGAAAGGGUGGUGGUGUUGGAGGAGGAGUUGGCGGAGGUGGUGGUGCUGGAGGAGGAGUUGGUGGUGGCUUUGGGGGUGGAAAAGGGGGUGGCAUAGGAGUUGGGCAUGGUGGGGGAGUUGGGGGUGGUGCUGGAGGAGGGUUUGGUGGUGGAGGUGGUGCUGGCCAUGGUGGUGGUGUAGGAGUUGGAGGUGGUGCUGGCCAUGGUGGUGGUGUUGGUGGGGGUGCUGGUGGUGGUGUUGGUGGGGGUGCAGGUGGUGGCAUUGGAGGUGGAGGUGGUGCUGGUGGGGGUGCAGGUGGUGGCAUUGGGGGAGGAAAGGGUGGUGGUGUUGGAAUUGGAGGUGGGUCUGGUGGUGGUGCUGGUGGCGGUGCAGGUGGUGGCAUUGGGGGAGGAAAGGGCGGUGGUGUAGGAAUUGGAGGUGGGUCUGGUGGUGGAGUUGGUGGAGGUGCAGGAGGUGGCAUUGGAGGUGGAGGUGGUGCUGGUGGCGGUGCAGGUGGUGGCAUUGGGGGAGGGAAGGGCGGUGGUGUAGGAAUUGGAGGUGGGUCUGGUGGUGGAGUUGGUGGAGGUGCAGGUGGUGGCAUUGGAGGUGGAGGUGGUGCAGGUGGAGGCAUUGGGGGUGGAAAAGGAGGUGGUGUAGGAAUUGGAGGUGGGUCAGGUGGUGGUGUUGGAGGGGGUGCAGGUGGUGGUGUAGGAGGAGGUGUAGGAGGAGGUGCUGGUGGAGGUGUGGGUGGGGGAGCUGGUGGUGGUGCUGGAGGAGGGGUUGGUGGUGGAGGUGGUGCAGGUGGAGGUGUGGGUGCCGGUGGUGGUGUUGGCGGUGGCUUUGGUGGUGGUGCUGGAGGGGGCAUUGGUGGUGGAUUUUAAACCAAAAGUUAAAAUAUAUAGCUUGUAAUGUAAUGUAAUACCAUGCUCCUGCAUGGUUAGUAGUUAAAACAAAUGGAAUAAACAAAAGAGCAGGUGCUUUUUAAA